AUGAAGGCCGGGAUUCUCGCCCAUCUCGUGGUGGUGGUCGCCGAGGAGGCCGUGGAGGAUCACCUGGCCGGCAUCGGUCCCGUCUCAGACGUCCACCUGGCUUUUGACCGCGCUGGCCGCUCUGAGGGUGUUGCCUUCAUCACCUACACCUUUCUCAAAGACGCCCACACAUCUCUUCGAGAAUUCGACGGUGCCAACGCCAAAGGCCAACCCAUCCGUCUCUCUCUAGUCCAAGGCCGCCGUGAGCGUGCCGACCGCAACGAUCGCAAUGACCGUAGCGGCCGCAGUGGUCGCUCUUCUCUUUUCGACCGCGUGGAGCGCCCCCGCGAUGAUCGCAGUCUGAGUCCUACAAGCGACCGUGCCAACGAAGAUGGUGCCCACCGACGCCGUGGUGCCGGUAGCCGUAUGCGUCGCAGCGAUGUGUCAAAGCCUGCUCCGGAGAACAUCGACCGUUAUGUUCCUGGUUCACGCUCUCCCCGCCGCAAUGGUGGCGGCCGUGGUGGCCGUGGACGCGAUCGCCAGCGCAACACAGAGAAUGGAGGACGUCGUUCGGGAGCUCGCCCACACAAAACACAGGAGGAACUUGAUCAGGAAAUGGAUGAUUACUGGGGAGGCAACAACGGCGAUAAACAACCUGAUCAACAGCAGCAAGACCCCGUCGUCGCUCCAGUCGUUACCGUCACCGCUACGGAUGAUGAUAUCGACAUGAUCGAGUAA
Molecule: messenger RNA, 717 nt
Organism: Penicillium taxi
Lineage: Eukaryota; Fungi; Ascomycota; Eurotiomycetes; Eurotiales; Aspergillaceae
Product: putative RNA binding protein
Exons: 3
Coding region: 1-717 (238 amino acids)
Biological process (GO): mRNA export from nucleus
Cellular component (GO): nucleus
Molecular function (GO): mRNA binding
Source: RefSeq, a predicted model, not a curated record